Bursaphelenchus okinawaensis is the source of this 481-nucleotide messenger RNA. Lineage: Eukaryota; Metazoa; Nematoda; Chromadorea; Rhabditida; Aphelenchoididae. The record is from the annotation of a GenBank genome assembly.
AUGGUUGUUGCUGACAGUUGGGAUGCCUGGAUUGCUUGUCCUGUGAGUACCGAAAAUGUAAGUCAUUUUUUGAAAUUUAGGGUUUUGUAAAGAAAGUUCUUGCGAUUUUUUAGUUUGUAAAGAAAGUUCUUGCUAUUUUUUGUAUUGUAAAGAAAGUUCUUGUCAUUUUAAGUUUUGCAAAGAAAUUUCUUGCCAUUUUAUGUUCUGUAAAGAAAGUUCUUGCUAUUUUUUGCUUUGUAAAAAAAGUUCUUGCCAUUUUUUAUCUCAUGUUCAGAUUUUCGCCAACUUGCUACUACACGGCAGCUUUAUUACUUUGUUGUACAUCGGGACCAUUAUCUAUCGAGUAAUCAUGGAGAAGAAGCACGAUCAACGAUUAGCAGAGUACCUAUAUUAUCCUGAAGAGAUCGAUGAACCCAAGCCCAAUAAAGCCACUACCUCAUCACAGAAGAAGGACGCUGAUAUCACGGGCAUGAGGGAUUGA